Molecule: messenger RNA, 1946 nt
Organism: Octodon degus (degu)
Lineage: Eukaryota; Metazoa; Chordata; Mammalia; Rodentia; Octodontidae
Gene: Percc1
Exons: 2
Coding region: 343-1131 (262 amino acids)
Source: RefSeq, a predicted model, not a curated record
CCAAUCAGCAGCAGAGAUAAGGUCCUCGGGCUCAGGGUGUGGGCCAGCUGGGCCCAAGGCAAACACUCCAUGGUCCCCCAGCAGGCUGUGUGCAGGUGAGGCUGGUCUGUAGCACUCCCCCCGUGGGGCCCUGGUUGCUGGGUGCUAAAGCAAACGGGGUCUGUUUGCCCAGUCUGUGAUGACAAUACCGUCGCCAAAUAUUUGCCAGCCUGGGGAGGCUGCAAAGCCCAGCUAUAAAUGCUUGAGCCCAGGUGGAAGUAGGACUGCCAAACGAAGAGAUACGGCCUGGUCAGCUGGUGUGUGCCACCCCAGAAUCCCCCAGAGUUCAGGGACAGCAAGGAGAUGGCUGCUGGUGUGAUCCAGCCACUCUGUGACUUCCAGCUGCCGCUGCAGUCCCAUCAGCCCUUCCUGCCCUCUGAACCAGAGCCCCUAGAAACUUCUGAGGAGGAAGAGGAAGAGGAAGAGGAGGAGGUAGAGCAGGAGCUGGAGGCUGAAGAGCUGAGGGGCUACAGGCUGGACCCCCAGAGCCCAGAAGUGGCCCCUGAGGGUCCUGACAAUGCUGAGACCCCACAGCAACUGCUCCGCUUUUCCCAGCUCAUCAAUGGUGACAUCCAGCGGUACUUUGGCCCUAAGGACAAGGGGCAGGACCCAGACUCCUGUGAUAUCUAUGCUGACAGCCAGCCAGCCAGCUGCUCUGCCCGGGAGCUAUACUACGCUGAUCUGAUGCGCCUGGCCCAGGGCAAAUCCUCAGAGGACAAGAAGGCCAUUGACUCUGGGGUCUGCUCAACUUGGGUGCUAGAGGGGCCAGCAUGUGGUUCUGCGGAUGGGGUGCCACCACUGGGACCCCUGGCUGAGCUCUUUGACUUUGGGCUACGGCAGUUCCCAGGACCUAGCACAUCUGUUGGUCGAAGGCUGAGACUAGAGCGGAAAUAUGGCCACAUCACACCCAUGACCCAGAGGAAGUUGCCACCGUCCUUCUGGAAGGAGCCAGCACCUAGUGCCUUGGGCCUGCUCCAUCCAGGAACACCAGACUUCAGUGACUUGCUAGCCAGUUGGUCAGCUGAGACCAGCCCAGACCUGCAGGGUGGAGGCACCCAGGCCCUGGAGGGAGCACAGCUGGCCGAGGCCUAAAAAGUAGACAAGAGUCAGGAGAGCACUAGGAGAACAUCAAGGGUUGCCCCAACUCUCCUUCCUGUUCCCCAAGCCCUCUCCCUUCAGGCAGCUUCACAGCUAGCUCACCAGCUCAGGCAAAGCCUCUCUAGGCCCAGGGGCAUAGGCUGGGCUUUUGCUGAGGUCUGAACCUACAACCAUCAGGGCAAGGAGUCGGGAACUGUGGGGCAUCCAGAUCCAGGCCUCGGCCCUUGGCCCCAGAGCCUCCAUAGCACAGGGCACUCAGAAUUAUGCCCACAGGAGGAAGGGACACAGGCAGAAGCUCCCUGAGGCCAUGGGCCUACAUGCUUAAACCUCCUUUCAAAGAGGUUUAUACCCUGCCAGGCCAGCCCCUCCCCGCCCCAAGAUUCAGGUCAGUGGCAAGGGGAUACCAAGAGGGGCCCAUACCAGGCCAGCCCUCCACAUUGUUCCACAAAGCCAGAGCCUAUGGCCCCUGGGCAGGUGGCAGGGCCAUAGACUAAGGGAUAAAACAUGUUUUCUUCGAGGAGAGGUAGGGAGAGGGGUACUGCCUGAUUAUGUGAGCAAACAUGGCUGUUUACCCCCAGGUUAGUGCCAAGAAGCUGCUUCUACCAGUGCUGGAUCAGGCGAGGGCCCUGGCCUCAGGUAUGCAGCUUCUAGGUGUCCUUUCCCCAUAUCCUUUCCAUGACUGAAGUGCAUCCAGUGGCAGGCCUAGGUCCUCUGUGAAGAGUCAGAUGGAGUACCUUCCUGGUGCAGUGGGUUUUCCAGACCACCAUGGAAAUGUGGCGAGGCAGGGCAGGAAGGAGCCCAGAGGGUGA